Messenger RNA from Acytostelium subglobosum LB1, 960 nucleotides. RefSeq lists its product as hypothetical. Bases 1 to 960 code for a protein of 319 amino acids. The record is from RefSeq and is a predicted model, not a curated record. NCBI's taxonomy places the organism in Eukaryota, Evosea, Eumycetozoa, Acytosteliales, Acytosteliaceae. The transcript is spliced from 4 exons.
AUGGCAUUCAACUUAUUGUCAUCUUUCUUGGUGGAGGAUCUUCCUCCCCAGUCGGACAAGAUGAUAUGUGUUCAUAACACAGACACUCUUCCAAAGGUUUUUGAGACACUUUCAAAGAACAACAUACUUUCAGCACCAGUUCUCAACGAGUUUAAUCGUCCAGAGGGAUUGGUGGACUUUGUAGAUAUUGUAUGUUGUGUCGUUCAGAUUCUACAUCACACCGACCUCCUUGGAAAUGAUUAUUACUCAUUCCUAGAGAGAGAAGACCUAUUCUCUCAUACCUACGCUAGUUUCUUAUCAGAUCUCUCGAAUAAGAAUCCAUUCAUCCCAGUGGUCAAGGGAGCUUCUCUGUUGGAGGCAAUUACUGUAAUGUCCAAGAACAAACUACACAGAGUUCCAAUCAUUGCCAAUGACAUGAGCGGUGGACAUGGACCAAAGAUCAUCAACCUUGUGACACAGUCUGCCAUUCUCCAGUACCUCUCCAAGAAUAUUGAUAAACUGGGCAAUUGGAGUAACAAAUCUCUUAAAGACCUGGGAUUUGAAGAGAAGCAUGUGAUCACAAUCAACUAUCACAAGAGAGCUCUCGAAGCAUUCCAAUUGAUGGCAGAGCAUAGAGUGAAUGGUAUCGCAGUGGUAGAUGAGAAGAACCAGAUAUUGGCCAACAUUAGUGCCAGGGACUUGAAGGAGCUAUUGAAUGAAACAAGGAUUUUCGAGAACCUUUUCCUCUCUGUAGGUGAGUUCAUAUCCAAAGUGAGACAACAGGAUUACAAGGCUGUACAUCCAAGCAUCUGUUGUUCAAAGGAUGAACCACUCAAGAAGUUGAUAACUCGAAUGGCAGCUGCAAAGAUACAUCGAGUGUUCAUGGUCGAUCAAGAUCGUAAACCAAUUGGAGUGGUCAGUCUACAGGACAUCCUUGAGAAAAUUCUGGACCACAUUAACUCUGGCACAGGUGGAAACUAG